Molecule: messenger RNA, 936 nt
Organism: Meriones unguiculatus (Mongolian gerbil)
Lineage: Eukaryota; Metazoa; Chordata; Mammalia; Rodentia; Muridae
Gene: C1H11orf65
Product: chromosome 1 C11orf65 homolog
Exons: 8
Coding region: 1-936 (311 amino acids)
Source: RefSeq, a predicted model, not a curated record
AUGCCUGAGGAACCACUCCAAGAAUCUGAAAGGCUGGAAAUGGCUGCAAAAACCAUUCAGAGGGCCUGGAAAAACUUUCUUAAUGUUGCCAUAUUCCAGCAUUUUAAAAGUCUGAUUAACUUUAGAAGACAAGGAGAACCACAUCAGAUAAUGAGGUACAUUAACCCUAAAGAGGCAGAGUUCCUAGAUACUGCUGCUGGUGUUCAAGUCCGAUUCAGAUUGGGUGGGGAUACAUUUCCACCCCAGAUAUACUAUAAAAUUUUUACUCACAGACAUAUUGAAGAUCUGUGUGCCAACAGCCCUAAAGACUACACAAAGCUUCCAUCAAGAUACACAUCUCAUAAUAAAGACGAUCCACCCGAGGUUGAGAACCGAAGUGGCUGGUAUCGCCGGGUAGAGAACAAUGGAUGGAGGCCUGUUGCUUAUAGAUUUUGGAUGCCAGCUGAAAGUGAAAUGUUGGAAAGCACAAAGGAAAGCGAAUUUCAUUUCUCUAAACUGAAGAGAAAGCAAGAUAUUGAAAAGAAAAGAAAAAUUAAAAAAAUUGAAUGGAUGAGGCAAAUGUACUAUAUGGGAAGCCUGGAGGCAAAGCCCACCAAUCAGGAAACUCUAGGCCUAAUUCAUAAAGCAACAAAAGGACUAAUCAAGAGUUUUGAAGAUGGUGGGGUAGAUUCUGUGAUGGAAUGGGAAGUGGAUGAAGUGCUGAAGUGGACAAAUACACUCAACUUUGAGGAGUAUAUUGCUAAUUGGAAAGAAACUGCCACAAGCAACUCUUCAGCUACGUUAAAACAUGUCAAGCUUGAGCAAAUACAGAAAGGCCUACACAACACCUAUGAACCUAAAUCCGCAGAGCCAUUAUUGGAUGAAACUUUUGAGAGUGAUCGCAAUGUAAGAUCACCGCUCAUUACCUUAACUCCUGAUACCACGUAUGGAAUGUAA